UUUGGCAAACCCAGUCUAUAACAACACUCCACAGCAAUGACACAAUUUCUUGCCAAUAUGGCAAUGCUUUUGAUUUUUUCCUUUUAGUAUUUGUUAAAACUUAGAAGGAAGACCAAUAUUAGCUUAUUCACAGAAUAAUCUUUUCUAACACUCUUACUAGUUUUUACGAAAUUGUAACAAACAAGGCUAAGCUUUUAUUAAAGAAAAGAAAUAUCUUUAUCAUAAAUGAAAUGAGUAAAAGAAACUCGAAAUAAUUGAAAAUUGGGAAGGUAUUUAAUUACGUAAUAAAUUGGGAACUAAUUACGAUGAUAAUGUUAAACAUCUGUUAAACACUCCACUCCCAACAUCAAAGAAGCUCUAGCCAUGGCUGUAAACUUGAGGAAUCACAGCUUAUUAAUCACUUUCUUGUUCCUUUUUCAUUUCUUGCCUUGGCGGCAGAUACAUGGGUUAAAAUCACCACUUAAUCCAAAGGAUAUUCUGCCUUUUUUACCAAGGCAGGUCUCAUGGCCUAUCCUCAACUCCCUUCACAGUGCUGUGGACUUAUUGCCUGCUUUUGUUGGGGCUGCUUCAAUCGCAGAAAACAAUACACUAGAGUGGAAAGGUGCUUGCUUUUACAAGAAUACUGCUUGGUUAGAGCUUCAUAAUAAGUCUCAAAGUCAAUUUGGUGGAGGCACUCUUCAUAUCAAGGUCAGCAAUGCACACAGUUGGACAUGUAUGGACCUUUACAUCUUUGCAACCCCAUAUCGUGUAACAUGGGAUUACUACUUUUUGUCUCGUGAACAUACCUUUGAAAUCAAAGAGUGGAAGUCUGAAGCUGAGUUAGAAUAUGCCAAAUAUAAAGGGAUCUCAAUUUUCCUAUUGCAAGCAGGAAUGUUAGGAACCCUUUCAGCACUAUGGGAUUUUCUCCCUUUGUUCACGAAUACUGGAUGGGGUGAGAACUCAAAUAUUGGGUUUCUAAAGAAACAUAUGGGUGCUUCAUUUGAAGUACGUCCACAGCCGUGGGUCACAAACCUUACUACUGAUGACAUUCAUUCUGGAGAUUUUCUUGCAAUAUCAAAGAUUAAAGGUACCUGGGGUGGUUUUGAGACUAUGGAGAAAUGGGCAACAGGAGCCUAUGCUGGCCAUACCGCUGUUUGCUUGAGAGAUGCUGAAGGGAAACUAUGGGUUGGCGAAUCUGGACAUGACAAUGAUCAGGGAGAAGAUGUGAUUGCUAUACUACCAUGGGAUGAAUGGUGGGAAUUUGAGCUGACAAAAGACAAUACCAAUCCACAUAUUGCAUUGCUCCCUUUGCACCCUGACCUCCGGGCCAAGUUUAAUGAAACUGCUGCUUGGGAAUAUGCAAAAAGCAUGGCAGGAAAACCUUAUGGUUACCAUAACUUAAUAUUUAGCUGGAUAGACACAAUUGAUGGAAAUUAUCCUUCGCCCUUGGAUGCUCAUCUGGUUGCUUCUGUCAUGACUGUUUUUAACCAACUAAAGCCUGCAUAUGCUUCUAACUUGUGGAAUGAAGCCUUAAACAAACGACUUGGAACUCAGCAAAUGCUGAUGCAGAACCUUAGUCUUCCCAAUAUACUUGUUGAAGUUGAAAAGCGUGGAUCCUCUUUUGCCGAAUUGUUGACUAUUCCAGAGCAGGAUGAUUGGGAUUAUAGUGAUGGAAAGUCAGCAUCAUGUGUUGCUUAUAUUCUUGAAAUGUAUAAGGAAGGAGGACUAUUUGGUGAACUUGCAAGCUCAAUUCAGGUUACGGAGUUCACGAUAAAAGAUGCUUAUACUCUCAAGUUUUUUGAAAACAAUUCAAGCCGGUUGCCAAAGUGGUGCAAUGCCGAUGACAGUGUGAAGCUUCCUUUCUGUCAAAUUCGUGGAAAGUAUCGAAUGGAAUUACCCGGAUACAAUACUAUGGAUCCAUACCCCCGUAUGAACGAAAGAUGUCCAUCUAUGCCUCCGAAAUAUUACAGACCUCAAGGUUGUUGACAAGAUUUUCCAUUAGAAGUCAGUAUUGUUGAAGACAUAACCAAGUAAAUACAAGUGUGCUAUCUCUAACAGUUUAAGCUUUUAGAUGAGAUGGUCACACACUUCAACAAGAAUGUCGCAUAGUAUAAUUGCCUAGGAUGUACAACGUUGCUGUUAGCCCUAGAUGUUGCUCUUAUUUAAGAGUGUACAAAUAUUUUUACUUUUCAAUGUUGCACAGCCAGAAUGUUAGCUUGUCAAUUUCCUUGUUUUUAUGUAGUUUUAUACUGGGACGAGGUCGCGAAAAUCAAUCCCAAAGAACUUGUACAUCCAAAAAAACGUAGGUAUUUGAGGUGGGAUAUUAAUUGUUCACUAUGCCUUCAAAACUCUA
Nicotiana tabacum (common tobacco) is the source of this 2332-nucleotide messenger RNA. RefSeq lists its product as uncharacterized. NCBI's taxonomy places the organism in Eukaryota, Viridiplantae, Streptophyta, Magnoliopsida, Solanales, Solanaceae. The record is from RefSeq and is a predicted model, not a curated record.